Molecule: messenger RNA, 387 nt
Organism: Drosophila takahashii
Lineage: Eukaryota; Metazoa; Arthropoda; Insecta; Diptera; Drosophilidae
Source: RefSeq, a predicted model, not a curated record
AUGCCUAGCGCUCAUAAAGAUUUUCCAGUUUGUGGAAAUUGUAAAAAAAUUAAAAAUGUGCAAAACAAUACUGGUUUUUCUUGCCAUUUUAAGGAUGAGAAAGCAGUUGAACAUAUGUUCGAAGAAACAGCAAAUAAAUACCCGGCAUGUGUACCCAAAAAUUUCCUUAUAAAUCGACAAGUUCUUUAUUAUUGUUGCUUUUGGUCCCCGGAAUUGGGGUGCUCUGCACUCAUCGGUAGGAAACUCUAUGAUAGAAGCAGAGACUACUGCGAUAUUUGCAUACCUGUUUGCGCCGGACUAAAAUAUGACGAUAUACCGGAAGGAACUAAUAAGAUUUUGGAAUAUAGUUAUUUAAUAGCACUGGCUUUCAUUAAUUUGUGGAUAUGA